UUUGUGUCUCCAGACUUCGCCUCUUGUGUGCUGCAGCUGCUGCUGCUCAGCCUGAGCUGCCGCACGUCCGGCGCGCUGCCGCUGCCCGAUGCGAGCGCAAACCGCGCGCAGUGCGCAAAGCUCUUCAAGACCCUCCUGAAAGACAUCACUGGUCUUUUUGAAACGCAGGAUUUGUGUGACAAUCAGAUCACCUCCACCAUCCCGAGCAUGGAGACCGUGCAGGCCUGCGCGCCCACUCAGGGCCUCACGUUUCUCUCUUCCUCUCCGCAGAGCGAGUGUCUGAGGAGCAUCAUGAAGGACUUGGCCUACUAUGAAGCUGCCAUCCAGUCCUACCUCCAGACCCCACUCCACAGAGAAAAGAAAGAAAAGAAUCUUCUGCUACCAUUUGUGACAUUCGUCCAGAACCUGAGGAAGGACUGCUCCACAACAGCAAGUGCAGAGAGUGAUUCCACAGAGGUGGAGGCCGCCGUUCUGUGGAUCGGCGACUCCUAUACGAAUCGACAGAAGAUGUGUAAGAUGAUGAGGGGCUUCCAUGUCCGUGCCAUCACCAUCAACAGAGCCAUGGGGUACAUCUCCUCAGGGGACCAUAGGAAGUAAAAAAAAAAAAAAAAGUCCCAAAACUUCCACAUCACCAUCAAUCCAGUCAAAAGCACAGGCUUUCCCUCUAUUUAUCACAAGUCCUAAUAAUCCUUCACUACCAUCGUAACUACUGAAUGUGUGGUGUUUCACACCAAACAAAGCUGCAAAUCUGUGUGCUGCUCAGGCAUAAGCUAACUGUCUGAAGCUACGACUCCUCUGAGUUCCAGCACAGACUAACUGUUGCUAAAGAAGGCAGUGUAGGCCGUCUUGGCCAGUCUUUAUGAAUGUAUUCCCCAAACAUGAAGGAAUGUUAUUUAUUUAUUUAAAAUGUA
Austrofundulus limnaeus is the source of this 911-nucleotide messenger RNA. RefSeq names its product interleukin 12a (gene il12a). The annotation marks the transcript as partial. Gene Ontology annotation, biological process: immune response. Lineage: Eukaryota; Metazoa; Chordata; Actinopteri; Cyprinodontiformes; Rivulidae. Gene Ontology annotation, cellular component: extracellular region. The record is from RefSeq and is a predicted model, not a curated record. Gene Ontology annotation, molecular function: interleukin-12 receptor binding; growth factor activity. The transcript is spliced from 5 exons.